AUGGUCCUGAUACACACAAAAACGGAGGAGGAGAAACACCAAUUCAUGUUCGAAACGACUGUACAUGUUUUGGUGGCCGACUUGAAGGAGGACCUGGUGAAGCUCCACAAUUUUAGAUGCAAAAUUCUCAGGCUCCUUGAUGCUUCAAUCCAGUUGGCCAAGCAUGGUCCCCUGCGGCCAGAGGCCAUUCGGGGAAUUACCGACGAGGAACUCCGACUGUCCAAUCCUAACAUGUACAACCCAAAGGAAGUGACAAGCCCUGAUGAAAAUAAUUUCAGAACGGGUAUUCCCCCACCUCCUGAGGAGGAACAUAAACUGAGGGAUGCCAUCAACCAGGUGAAGAAGGCACUAGCCGUGGAUCAGAAGGACAAGAGCGUUGUCAUAACCCAGGACAAACUUAAUGAACUGCUAAAAUUGAUAGUGGAAGCGUUGAGUUCUUGCUACCCUUCGAUGGAGGGUCUUCCCCCCUACGACCCGACGAGGCUCCUCCUGGAAAAUGAAAACGCCUUCAACGAUAACUUCAUCAUAGAAGAAACGUCCAUCUGGUGGGCAGGGAAGGAACUACGUGGGGAUUGUCCUCUGCGCAGUUACAUAGGGAAAAAUGAGAAAACGAAAAUUAUCGUCAAGUUGCAUCCAACAAAAAUGGGACCCCCCGAAAGAGAAAGAAAAGUAGAUGAAGCAACGUACAAAGCUAUGUUGGCUUACUAUCACAAAAAAAAAAAAGAAGAAAAUGAAUUUGCAGAAGAUGAUGAUGACUCCUACUUGAAUUCUGAGUGGGCGAAUCCUCUCAGUUUGCAAAAACAUUUGCAUGGAAAUUUGACCAACAUACGGUGGAAGCCUUAG
Molecule: messenger RNA, 843 nt
Organism: Plasmodium knowlesi strain H
Lineage: Eukaryota; Apicomplexa; Aconoidasida; Haemosporida; Plasmodiidae
Exons: 4
Coding region: 1-843 (280 amino acids)
Biological process (GO): regulation of cilium movement
Source: RefSeq, a predicted model, not a curated record